AUGAAAUAGAAAUAAUACCCAGUAAUUAUCAAAGGAAUCGGAGUCAUGCACCCUUUCGGUACAUUUAUGAGCCCACUUAUAGUAAUCCUAGUGGCUGUUACGUCAACAUUGAAAAUGUUCAUUGGCUUAGUCCCGAUUUCUUAGUUACAUCUUAUAUCCUACCAUUUUUAAUUCAGUCACAGUCCAACAUUACGACACUACCUUUACCCCCUGCUUGCCAUAGAUACUGAAGGUUGCCGUGUUGUCUACCCAGGCAGAAAUCAUGAAUUUCCUUAUCUCGGAUAUCCAUGAGAAGGAGGCGACCGAGCCCAAGGCUCCAAGCUUCCCUCAGAUUAAGUCAACAACAACCGGAUUUCCAGAACACAAAAAGCGAACGAGGAUAUCAGCAUUCAAACAGAAGCGACAGAGCGCGGGCACCGAAGGGGAGAAACCACAGACAUCCACAACAUCAAAAGAUCUGUUUGCUCCUACUCGAGACGCACAACCGGCUUCGGGCAAAGACUUCAAAUCGGUCGAGAAGCGGACGAUAGAUCUCGAGAACAAUGAGAAGCUGGAUUCUAUGUCGCCGGAAGAGAUCGAGGCUGCUAGGCAGGAGCUGUUUAACGGCCUAGAUCCGUCGGUACUCGAGAUGCUCCUCAAGCGCGCCAAUCUGGACGAACCUAAGAAGAAUGACCCCUUCAAUCUCCCCGAAUCUACGUCGCAAGAUGCCCCUUCCGCCGUCCCAAAGCCAGCACAGGAACCUCCUGAAAUACGAGUAGAAGAUACGUCAGCGCAGCCUGGUAGCAGCACAGCAAAGAACGAGUCCGCAGAGCAAGGCCAAGCAGAGCCAGCGAGCACCGAUAGCUCCAAACGCGUACGCUGGGCAACGGUAGCAGACGAAGAAGACGAAGAAGCAGCAACAAUACCCAAACCUCAACCAGCGCCUCCAUCCGCCACCACCACCAACACCAAUACCAACUCCUCCACCGACACCACACCCAACCCUCCCACCGCCGCCGCCGAACCCCAGCCCAAACCACACUGGCCGCACCCCCCGAACCCCUCCAUCGACCCCUCAGACCCGGACUUCCUCUCCAAGCUACACACCAAAUACUUCCCGUCCCUUCCCGCCGACCCCUCGAAAUUAGCCUGGAUGGCGCCCAUCCCCACUCCCAACUCAGCCGCAGACUACGACUCGCCCUACCACCCCUCGCAAUCCUCUCUCCCCGUCUCCGCCCUGCGCUUCAAUUUCCGGGGCGAGCUCUUACCGCCGCGGAUCUCGCGCUCCGUGCCCACGACGAAGGGCCUGCACCACCACGGCGAGGCGCCCGAGGCGGCGGGGUACACGGUGCGCGAGCUGGCGCGCCUGUGCCGCAGCGCGGUUCCCGGGCAGCGGUGCGUCGCGUACCAGACGCUGGGCCGGAUCUUGUACCGGCUAGGCCGCGCCGAGUUCGGGGGUCCGCAUGAUGCGCUGGCGAGGGGGAUCUGGGAUGAGGUGGAGGAGGGGGCGGUGCUGCGGAGUUUGUACGAGGAGGCGGGGACGGAGGAGGGGCGCGGACAUAGGAGCGCGAGGGCGUUUGCUGUGGAGGCUAUUUGGUUGUUUGAGAAGGGCGGUUGGAAGGAGAGGUUAAGGCGGGGGAAGGCGUGAGAGGGGGAGUAAGAAGAGGAAUAAGAAUGAGGAUGAGGAUGAGGAUACGAUUGGGACGGACGGACUGGAUGGAUAUACGAGCUUCGGCUCGUGAAGUUAUGGAUGGACAGACGUGAGAUGAUAGCUACGAAUAACGGUCAAGAUACGACUUUUGCUACGUGAAGACACCCAUAAGUUUUUAAAAUACUAAGAUCAUGAAUUCAAUCAACCAGUAGAGGGCACCUCACCCCUACCAUAUCAUGGAUGUUAUAUGUGACAACAGACGCGAGCGCCUACGCAUCACCACGCCCUCCCAAAUAAAUCCCCAAACCCCUACACAAGGAAUAAACGGACAAUGGAAUACCUGAUAGCCAGAAAAUUAAAACCACCAAGCAAGCUAAAGCAAGCGAUCAUAUCGUAAGGGGGAGAGAAAAGGGGUCAACGCCGAGAGAAAAAAAAAUCCAUGAAUUUUUAGACUAUUACAACACGGUCGAGAAAUGACAUGAUUGAACCCCCCCUUCUUUCCUUGCUUUUUUGCCUGUGCCUGUGGGCGUUAAAACCGUAAAGAGCUUUUUCUC
Molecule: messenger RNA, 2184 nt
Organism: Annulohypoxylon truncatum
Lineage: Eukaryota; Fungi; Ascomycota; Sordariomycetes; Xylariales; Hypoxylaceae
Exons: 2
Coding region: 263-1627 (454 amino acids)
Biological process (GO): transcription by RNA polymerase II
Cellular component (GO): nucleus
Source: RefSeq, a predicted model, not a curated record